Molecule: messenger RNA, 2113 nt
Organism: Physcomitrium patens
Lineage: Eukaryota; Viridiplantae; Streptophyta; Bryopsida; Funariales; Funariaceae
Product: GDP-fucose transporter 1
Source: RefSeq, a predicted model, not a curated record
CCACUCGCAGUGGGAAAUUCUUAAUGGCGCCUCACGAAUCUGCGCAGAUCUGCAAGUGGGUACCAAUUUUUUUAACUCGCUUCACCGUGUACAUGAUUUAUGUGCCCAAUUCUGACCGGAAAUUCGGCCAUACGUGCAAUUGUGGCCCGUCGCCAGAACCUGAGCUGCACGUCUGGAGAUUCUACAGCUGCUUCGCAAACGGCUGUUGCAGUUGCGGGAAACCUCGAUCAUCUCACGUUGUUCGCCCUUCCGUGAUCGAGGUUUGAUCGAAGUUGAGUCAUGCAGAGAUUGGGUAUUUUUUUUGCCGCGUGAGUAGAGGAGGUGGUGACGAUGAACGAGAAGGGCUGAGACGAAUUGCGAAAGAUUGAUGAAGCUCUUGAGAAUUAGGAGGUUGUUUGAGGAAGAGGACGGAGCUGAAGGUUGUUAGAUGCACUUGGAUGGUGCAGGGGUUGCGAAAUUGCGACCUGACGUUGGUUUUUGGAAUUCCCAGUGAGCUGUAUUCGCAUGUCGUGAUUUAGUAGUUUUGUGAAACCAUAGAGUUUUUUGUCACGAGUGUUGUAAUUGUUCCUGGGUGGAGAGCACUUUGCGCAAGAUUGGGUGGAAAGUUUCAAGAUGUCGAAACCGUUGGGGACUAUUGUAGGUGUGAGCUCGGCGACCUUGACAGUGGUUGUCGGCUACGCGAUCUGCUCUAGCCUGCUCGCCGUGAUUAACAAGUACGCCAUAACCUAUUUUCCUUACCCCGCUCUCCUGACGGCCCUGCAGUACCUUACGUCCGUGGUGGGCGUAGUGGUAGCAGGGUGGUCAGGCGUGAUCACCCACAAUAAAUUUGUCUGGGACACGGCGAGGAAAUUCUUCCCCGCCGCGCUCGUUUUCUACCUUGCCAUUUUCGCCAAUACAAAUCUUCUAAAGCAUGCGAAUGUGGACACAUUUAUCGUGUUCCGGUCCACCACACCAUUGCUGGUCGCCAUUGCUGACACGGUUUUCCGAAAACAACCCUUACCUUCUAAAUGGACAUUCGCCUCGCUCUUGGUGAUUUUGGGAGGCGCUGUGGGUUACGUCGCCACGGAUUCCCAAUUCAGCGUCACCGCAUAUUCAUGGGCGGUUAUUUACCUCGUGGUUAUUUGCACGGAGAUGGUGUACGUGAAGAAGAUGGUGACGGAUAUUGAGCUCAACACCUGGGGUUUUGUUUUCUACAACAACUUGAUUUCCCUUCUGCUGUCGCCCAUCUUCUGGGUCCUCAUGGGCGAGUACAAGAUGUUCAUGGUGGGAGGGCCUGCUCUGGAGGACGGCCUCAUAAGCUUCUUCGCCGUGGGGGUGAGCUGCCUUUUCGGUGUGGCGAUCAGCUUCUUCGGUUUCGCGGCUCGCAAGGCAAUCUCCGCAACGGCAUUCACAGUCACCGGCGUGGUGAACAAGCUCCUCACCGUGGUCAUCAAUGUCAUGAUCUGGGACAAGCACGCUUCCAACUUAGGUCUCGGAUCUCUCCUCAUCACCAUUGUUGGUGGCAUCCUGUACCAGCAGUCCACCACAAAGAAAUCACCAUCUGUUCCAGCUCCCGUUGCAUCAACCCCUCCAAGCACCGACACGGACGAGGAGAAAGGCUUACUGAUCGAAGACAGAUCUUCUACCAUUGUUUCUGAUGAGAAGAAUGACGCAUAGCAGCAGCAAAACCGGCUCAACAUUGACUUUUUCAAUUCCUCUACAGAUUCACACAUUCUGACAACAAAUCAACACAGGUUCACCGCUCUGGGCCUUUGAUCAGACUUGCAGGGAUUUCAGAGCCUCCUGAGACUGGUUCAUCAUUGUAUCAGCUCAAGGUUUGCAUCUCUCUGUUCACUGUUAUCAGCAUCGUCAAGCUUAUUUUCGGCAGAGUAGAUGGACUGAUAGUCUGACAGGACAAGGUUCUUAGAUAGCACCAACACAUGACUCCUGACAGUUUAACUCAAUUUUCAUGCUUAUUGUCAUCGUUGAAAUCGUUACUGCAGGAAUAUAAAGAGAGGCAGGAUUCUUUGUUGAUACGCUUCGUAUUUCAACAUUUUGUUUCGUAUAUCAACAUUUAGCUCGCAACUAUGGUUGCGUCUUCCUGCAUAUAAUCUCUUCAAGUUGUUUUUGUCAA